AUGGCCGCUAUGGAUCCGAGAAACAACGGCUACGUUGAUCCGCUAAAUGAGCGGGAGAGAGAUGAAGAUUUGGAAGUUGCUGAGGUGGUAGAGGUUCAAGAUGAUCAAAGUGUGGUCUCUCUUAAGUCCAACGAUUCUGAGUCUAAGAAGAAGACCAUCAUGGAGAAUAAUGGAUGGACAAACGCAAUCAUUUUGCUAGGAAAUCAAGGGUUAGCGACNUUUACGACAUUUUCUUGGAUCUAA
Molecule: messenger RNA, 243 nt
Organism: Microthlaspi erraticum
Lineage: Eukaryota; Viridiplantae; Streptophyta; Magnoliopsida; Brassicales; Brassicaceae
Source: the annotation of a GenBank genome assembly